AUACACGUUCCUGCGAUGUGUUCCUGCGAUUUAGUUUCUUUGAGAUGGAAAAAUUUAGGGAAGCAUAAGCCUUUCAAACACGUUUUUUUCUUGGCAACGAUGUAAGUUAAUGUUUCACUUGCUACACCCUACGUAAAUACAGCAAAAGGCAUGUGGUUCAGGGAAGGAGACAGUAGACAGUAGUUGUCCAUAUUGUUGGACAAUCAAACAGGCAAAUUGCUGGAAACCAUUUUAGGUUAUUCCCUGUUUAAGUCCGUAACUUUUGUUGAGAAAAUACUCGCAUCAUAUACACUAAAAGCAGCAAAUAAAUCACAGAGGUCAAUGUUUCAUUGGUCAUUUCCAUGGUCAUUUCCUGCCAGGUGUAGUCAUGGAAACAUUAUCAAUUACCAAUUGGUUACUAAUGUGGUUGCUAACAUGGUUACUUAGAAUUUUUUACAUAAAGAGAGUAGCUGUGAAACGUGAAUAUUUUUGAAACGACUUUUCUUUUGUAUGCUAUUGAAAUGUUUCAAAAUGAUAGAAAGUUUUAUCACAAAGACGAGAAAAUCAACAUUAAAGAGAAACUAAACGAAAUUGCAAGUGAAGCAACGUGUAAAGAUAUCGACGAAUUUCUACAACCAACGUUUCGUGUUAAUGAGAAACGCCGAAAAAUCUGGAGAAUAACUCAAGAUGGUCAUGGUAAAUGGCGUGAAAUUAACGUCGCUAAAGUGAAGGAAAAUAGACAAGAUAAAUCUCUAUCGCAAAAUUUCAAUUUAAACGAAGAAAACAACGAGAGACAAACUAAAAUUCAUAAUAAUGCGUUAUCUUUCUCUAACAAUGCUUUAAACUCAAACAAGAACACACCGAGAAUCAACAAGAGGCGUUCUUCAAAAAUACAAAAUUACCAAACAAUUUCCACAAAUACUCGUGCAAAUAUAUUUCCUGGAGUUGGUAAACAAACAUGGCAGAGUCAAACAAAUAAUAUUCACACAACAUCUGCCCUAACAUUGGGAAAUAAUGAAUUAAGAUUGAAAGAUGAAUUUUACGGAAUAACAAGAGACGCUUUGGGUGCAUGGAACGAAGCAAGUGUACAUCAUGAAAAGAUAAAGAGAGCUUGGGACAUAUAUCUUUCACAAUCUUUAUCACAAAAUAAACGGGAUUUGCAACGGGUAAGAAAGCAAGAAAACAAGGAUAAUCUCUGUAGAUUGUUGAAACCUAAAGAAAUUUCUAUAAAGAGGAGGAAUUUCAACAAGAAAAUAAAAAAAGAGAAAAAGAAUGAUGUGAAAAACGAAGUUAACGACGCAUUUCGAAGAACAGAAGAUUUUGAGGAAACGGUAGUAGAAAAAGACGACGAUUUCUGGAAUUUCUAUGAGCAACCGUUUAGCUAAAAUGAUUGUAACAUUUUUAAUUCUGCUCUGAGAAAGAUAGCUACAUUCGAAAUGAAAAUUCAAAAUUCAGGAGUUUUGAUCCACAAAAUUUGAACAAAAUGUCUGGUAUUUUUCUUUUUACAAACUUACAACAUGAGAUAAUAACAAUUAAACUAGCUAAGUCUUACAUACUUACAAAAUAGUUGCACAACAAAUUGUGAUAUGUGGAAUAACAGGAUAAGCCUCGGAAUUAAACAUCUAAGGUCUGAUUGCAAUGUUGAAACUUUCGUCACUUUGUUAAACCUCUGGUUACUUGCCCUAAGUCUUUUGACAUUGUUCUAAAACAAAUGAUCUGUUAUGACCUUAUCUCAAAUUAAAUAUCAUGGUGCAAUUAUCAUCAUAUAAUGUUUUUCAUAUUUAUACUGUUUACAAUAUUCUCAGGCAAGUUUUGUAAUUUUUACAUAAACUAACAUAAAUAACAGCAGAAUUAAAGCAGUUGUAUAAUUA
Messenger RNA from Xenia sp. Carnegie-2017, 1850 nucleotides. RefSeq lists its product as uncharacterized. NCBI's taxonomy places the organism in Eukaryota, Metazoa, Cnidaria, Anthozoa, Malacalcyonacea, Xeniidae. The transcript is spliced from 2 exons. The coding region runs from base 501 to 1364 and encodes 287 amino acids. The record is from RefSeq and is a predicted model, not a curated record.